Molecule: messenger RNA, 1715 nt
Organism: Pieris napi
Lineage: Eukaryota; Metazoa; Arthropoda; Insecta; Lepidoptera; Pieridae
Gene: Drp
Product: death-associated protein 1
Exons: 2
Coding region: 143-448 (101 amino acids)
Biological process (GO): apoptotic signaling pathway; cellular response to amino acid starvation; negative regulation of autophagy
Molecular function (GO): death domain binding
Source: RefSeq, a predicted model, not a curated record
ACUUCAAUCGUAUUCGUUUUACUUUUGUUAACAAAAAGUUACACGUUGCUAUAAAUUGCGAAUACGUAUAUUAUUUACGCUGUUCUCGAAUCACAAUCUUAUCAGAUUUUAUAGAACCAUACCGGGAUUUAAAUUUUUAAAUAUGUCGUCAACUGAAGAUGUUUCCCAACUAAAAGCAGGUCACCCUCCCGCAGUGAAAGCUGGUGGUAUGAGAAUUACUCAGCAUAAAGUGCCUCAUGUUAAGGAAACUAAAGAAACAACUACUGAAGAUUUAACUGGUCUCUCUGGCCCUUCCCCAGUUCCGUCCAACCCAGUCUCAAUUGCAGGAGCUCCAAACAGAGGCAAUGCAGACUUUACGCCGCAGGCGGCACAAGUAGCACAUAGUCCUAAGCCUCCAACUCAUAUUAACGUUAAACCAAGCCCAAACAUUCAACAACCCAGGAAGUAGAUUAUUGAUCUAUGUAUGUUAUGCUGCAUUAUUUACACAACUGUUGACUAUAUUGUUAAUAAUGAUAGAUAACUAUUAUAGGUGUACUGGUUUAAUACCUUAUGAUAACAUAUCAUUAAAUUUUGAUUCCUUGUUGAUCCCUUACUAAAAGCAAAUAUUAAAAUUAUAUGCAGUUAUUGUAACAGUCUACUAAAUAGUGUUUUUAAAGAUCAACAGCUGUGCAAAUAAUGUUGAACAUAAAUUGAUGAAGAAUGUUUUUGGAUAUGGUUGAGACUCAAAAGUGACUGUAUUUGGCAUAAUUGACAUGAUAAACAUCAAGGUUAUUUGUUAUGAGAAUUUAGUACUAUGUUUGUGUACCAUUAAUACUAUAUAUAUUGGUGACUAUGAUAUAAGAAUAUAGGCCUACCCAUAUUCAAAAACAGUCUUAUGUCCAUAAAUAUCAGUGACCAUGAUGAUUAGAAUGUUAUAAUAAGAAUGUAUUGUUAUUAUUAUGUAUAUGGUUCUAGAUUAUUGAUGCUAGAAACAUAACCACUUUUUAAGGUUAUAUUUCUGAAUACAGCUACCAACUAUAUGCUGGCCCUAUGUUAUAAUUGGAUUAACUACACAUACAUUUUCUAAAGAAAAAUGGCUAAUUAUGAAAAUUUCUUAGCAAAAUAUGCAACUAGAGUUUUCUAUAGAAAAGUUGGGCAUAAAUCAGAGUUGCAGGCCAUUUCAGAUUUAAUUAAUUAAUUUCAUGAAUUCUUUUUAUAACAAACUGAUUGCUGAUCCUAUUUUUGCAAGUGAAAGUCAUGUGUGUGCUGGGAAAAACUGAUUCUUAUAUAACCUAACAAAAAUAUACAACAUGACAAAAACUAGGAUCAAACAAUUGAAAUAUUUAGGUGUUUGAGAAUCAUUAAUAUUUUUUGUGUGCAAUUAACAUUUAUUUUUAGCAAGUAGUUUAUAUUUUUACUUCAUUCCUUAUGCAUUUUCUUGGGCACUAAGCCAUCAUAAUUUUAUAUUUUAUACUUAUUUUUUUGUACUUACUGGACUGAAAUUGGCAAAAGUAUAGGUUAAGAAUUUUUUAUAAAGGUAUAUGACCUCUUUGAUUGAAAUAUAAUAAAAAUCAUUUUUCAUCAGACUUCUUUAAUAUUGUUUACAUUUAGGUCUUGUAUUAUUUACUUGCCAGUCUGUCUGAUUUUCUUUUUAGUAUUAAUUUCACAUUCCUAUUUUUUUAUCACUUUGUUAACAGUGUCAUCUUUUACUUUUAAAUAAAAUUAUCAAAUUAUAA